AUGAACUACCAGAGAAUAUGGCUGCUACUUGUUGCUGUCUUCUUACCAAGUCUUUUCGCACAAACACCCAUUGGCCAGGUCCAUAAGACGAAGGUGAACGAUCUUGAUGCAGUCGUCAAGACGAACUCUAUCACAAGCAAAACUCCGACAUCCUCUAACCGAAUGUUGAGAUUGCGCGACGCAUCCGUCCGGGAUACGGUCGGUGGUGACAAUGGAAGUGGCGAGGAGAGGGUGAACACACAUGCGUUAUCGAGGAUCGACGAUCUAAUACACAAACUUUUCAAGUCCAAUCCGGAGAAAGCGCAAAUCAAAGCAUGGGUGAAUUCCGAUGUGCAUCCUAAAAUGCUUUUUGACGUUUUGCGUCUCGGAAAGGGUACAGCGAAGCUGGAUGAUGAUCCAAACAUCCUCGCUUGGCUCCAGCUUGUAGCGGCAUUCAGAGCUAAGAAUGGGGAGCAGGCUUUUUCGGAUCUGGACAUCUAUUACUUGUUGCUGAAGACGAAAAGUGCAGAAGAACUGUCCAAUCUUCUCGAAUCUCUACAAAAGGUUCCAGCCUUCAAGAAGCUUGCCGCGAGUAUGCAGAAGUCUUUGUCUGGAACGUGGAUACCCAAAACCUUAGAGCACGAAACGAACCCAAGCAUCCUAUUCGAUACACUACGCCUGAGAGAUGCUGGUGCAAAACUGGGUGACUCGCCAAUCUUUCACCAGUGGCUGUAUUACGUAGAGAAGUAUCGCGCAAAGAGAGGGGAUCACUGGUUCGGCGACAUCGAAAUGCUCGCCGUGUUUCGAAAGACAAUGCCGGAAGAUGAAGUAGUUCUUCUGAUUCACAAGAUUCGAAACAUCCCGGGUAUGAAGAACCACGGCGAUAUGAUGCAGAGAUUUCUGUUCUUAACGUCCAAAACCAGCCAAAAAACAAUGAAUGAGGUGUGGUUAAAGUUCCAAGUGCCCCCAGAAGAAGUUUUCCGGAUUUUAGCUCUAUCUAAGGCUAGGAUGGAUGGUCUCGACGAUAACACAAUGUUGAUCCAUUGGCUCAGGUACAUCAAAUUGUACAGGGGUCACACAAAGACGAACGUGUUCACCAGCGAGCAAACCGUGCUUUUCCUGACGAAGGCUAAACCAUUUCAAUCAGAAUGGGAGUUUGCAACACUAUUCCAAUCGCUAAAGGACGUCCCAGAUUUGAAACCAUUCGCCGAAAACAUGCAAUCUUCCCUGUUUCUAAAAUGGUUACGAAUGGAGUUUGACCCGAAUCAAGUUUCGCAUUUCUUGACUCUUCCCUAUCCUACGAACGCUGUGAGACUGCCGAAGAGCCAUCCCGUAUACAGGACUUGGGAGAGUUACACACUUUAUUUCACUAAAAGGAAGGGUGGCAAACCUCUGCUGAAGAAAGUGAAGGCACUAUUCGACAACGACAACCCGACUGGUGCGCUUACUGCAGUUAUGAAGGCACAGUAA
Molecule: messenger RNA, 1449 nt
Organism: Phytophthora nicotianae INRA-310
Lineage: Eukaryota; Oomycota; Peronosporomycetes; Peronosporales; Peronosporaceae
Exons: 1
Coding region: 1-1449 (482 amino acids)
Source: RefSeq, a predicted model, not a curated record